Molecule: messenger RNA, 1845 nt
Organism: Pseudomyrmex gracilis
Lineage: Eukaryota; Metazoa; Arthropoda; Insecta; Hymenoptera; Formicidae
Product: serine protease 42-like
Exons: 6
Coding region: 139-1443 (434 amino acids)
Biological process (GO): proteolysis
Molecular function (GO): serine-type endopeptidase activity
Source: RefSeq, a predicted model, not a curated record
UGGAAAGAGAUUCGCCCUUCACUCAUCGUCGGAGUCGCGCGAAUCGGACAUCGACUGCUUCGAUCAUCGACUGCUUCUCGAUCAUAGACGUUCGUUUGUCUCUUUUCGACUUGAAAAGCCUUCGGUCUUUCUCGAACCAUGUGGCGACCAGUUUCCGCGUUGACCUUGGUCAGCGUAGCCUUGGUGGCGGCGUUGCCCGCGGCGCAGCAAGACGGCGGCCUCAAGAGCCUCGUCAAUUCGGCGUUUAAUCCCACCACGACCCCGCAAUCGGUGCCUCAAAUAGACGGCGAUGAUGUCGACAGAUUAAUCAAGGAGGUAUACAACAUCGGCGACGACACUUCCAACCGCGCUGUGACCCUCGGCAUUCAAAACACGCCGCCCCCGAAGCCCAACAACUGCGAAUGCGUGCCCUAUUAUCAGUGCAAGAACGGCACGAUCGAGGACAAAGGAAUCGGCAUCAUUGAUAUCAGGUCCGGUUUUGACGAUGAUAACAAUGCGACCCAGGGAGGACUCGGGCCCUGCGAAAACUACUUGGACGUUUGCUGCAAGCCGCCGGAUAUGCAAACGCCGACCACGCCGACGCCAAUCGGCAGAAACGGAUGCGGGCAGCGGCAUCCUGACGGAGUUGGUUUCAGAAUCAUCGGCCAGACCGACAACGAGGCUCAGUUCGGCGAAUUUCCGUGGAUGGUGGCCAUUCUGAAGGAAGAACCUAUCGGCCCGGACGGAGAGAAAUUAAAUGUUUAUCAGUGCGGCGGAGCUCUUAUCCACAGACAAGCCGUACUUACCGCGGCUCACUGCGUUGUUGGGAAGCAACCCCGAGAGCUGAGAAUUCGCGCCGGGGAAUGGGACACGCAAACGAAGAACGAGAUCUAUCCUCAUCAGGAUCGCGACGUUGAGAAAGUCGUCGUUCACAAGGAUUUCCAUUCGGGCGCGCUCUACAACGAUUUUGCCAUCCUGAUCCUCAAAGAUCCGAUUGAGUACGCGGAGAAUGUGGACAUCGUGUGUUUACCGGAAUCAAACGCGAUCUUCGACACCUCCAAGUGCAUAGCCAGCGGAUGGGGAAAAGACGUAUACGGCAAAGAAGGACGUUACCAAGUGAUCUUGAAGAGAGUGGAGCUUCCUACAGUGCCUCAUGAUACGUGUGAAAAUAUCAUGCGUACCACCAGGUUGGGAAAAUACUUCUCUCUGCACAGGAGCUUCAUCUGCGCGGGUGGUAAAGCAGGAAAGGAUACUUGCAAGGGCGACGGUGGAAGUCCUCUAAUUUGUCCUCUGUUGAACGAUCCGAAGAAGUAUGUUCAAGUUGGAAUUGUGGCCUGGGGACUUGGCUGCGGUGAUGACGGAAUACCCGGUGUUUAUGCCAAUAUAGCGUACGCUCGCCAAUGGAUUGACGAGCAAAUGACCUUCAACAAUUUGGAUAACAGCGUCUAUCAGUAUCCGAACUAAUCAGCGCGUUUUGUACGCCCAAUAUUUUCAGUCGUGCCAAAUUGUGCUCUCAGAAUCAUUUAUCAAAGAUAAUUUGUUUUCGUACUGAAUACUUUUUUUUUUUUGUAUUAAAAUAAUUUUGUACUUCAAUGGAAAGUGAUGUUCGACAAGCUGUAUGUUGACUUAAUACUCAAACAAAAUAGAGUAAGAUUCAGCGAAUCUCCUUAGUGUUAAGAAAAUCACGUUGCAUUUUGUGUUACACUUCACAAUUUGAAUUCCGUUUUUAUAAAAGUUUGUUGAAAUGAUUGUAGAUUUAUAUUUUACACAAAUAAGCAAACAGUCAAUGAAUUUUGUCACAAGCAAGCAAUCAAUGUAGCUUAUAUUUUAUAUGUGCGAUAUAAUAAAUAUACAUUUUUAUUAUUU